This is a messenger RNA of Sycon ciliatum, 1215 nucleotides long. Its product is annotated as protein shisa-5-like. NCBI's taxonomy places the organism in Eukaryota, Metazoa, Porifera, Calcarea, Leucosolenida, Sycettidae. The record is from RefSeq and is a predicted model, not a curated record. The coding region runs from base 266 to 721 and encodes 151 amino acids. The transcript has 4 exons.
GGUGAAAAUCAGUGAGUGCCAUGCCUAGCGCCUGGCAAAGAACUAAUAUAAUUACUACUUGAAAGAAUUGUUCCGAUAUCAAGGAAACAGGUCUUCUACACUCUGCUCUGUGUGCGACACCCGUGUCUGCAUCUGACCUGACUUUAUUUGCUUGCUGGAGACGCGAGUGACUAGCAGUACUUCGUAGUAAUAUUCUAGCGUUAGCUGCCAUUCGUGGAUAAUCUGUAGUCUGUACUAGUUCAACAGCAGCAUCAUCAUCAUCGCCAUGUCUCACUACACACUGCUUAGCAUCGUGUUGUUCAGCUUUCUGGUGGGGCAUUCCGCUGCGUACAUCCAAUGCGGCACGAGUUCUUGUCCACCCACCGGUUACCCAGACAAGAUUGCUUGCUGUACGGUCAACUUCGAAAGCUACUGCUGUGAUCCGGCGUCUAUCCUAGCCGGCUGGGCCAUCGGAGUCAUCGUGACCGGCUGCAUCAUGACAGUGGGUGCCAUCUUCCUGUGCUGCUUGUGCUGCGCGUGCUGCCCGCUCUUCCACUAUCGCCGGAACACCAGCCAAACGACGGUCGUGACCGCCACCAGCUACCAAGCAGUGCCCCAGGGCGCACCAGCGUACCAAAGCGCACCGGCAUACCAGGCCGCGCCGUACCAAGCAGCGCCGUACCAAGCUGCGCCGUACCCGGCUGCCGCAGAUACCAAAGCGAACCCACCGGCAUACAGCUAAGCACCAGUUGAUCGUGCGUGUGUGUGUGUGGGGGUGGAGAGGUAAAAAAAUGCUGAUUUUCUGAGGCCAGGAAAGUAGUCUGAGAUGCGUGAGGGCUGUAUUGAUGAUCUCAUGCCUUGCCGCUAUCUCAAGAUUUGUCCUGGAGUGUUCUCUGUUCAACACCAAUCUGUUUGAUGAUUGGAUAUUCUGCUUUGUGCUAGCUCGAUGCGUUUUUACGAAGGGAGAGAGAUAGAGAAUCUUGCUACCCAGUUCCCAUGUACGCAUUUUUAUACUGUUGUGCGUAUUUGUCUUUAUUUAAAUAAAAAAAGAAGUCUAGGCUCUUUUAUUUUAGCUGGAACCUAUAGUUCACCAGCAGCCUGCUCAACACAACCCGCUUCUCAUCCGUUUACGUGCUGCUUUGAGAUCACACUCACUGGCGCCCUCACAGGUUGAUUGCCACCGAGAAAAAUCAAUCAUUGUAAAUUUCACAACAAAAGUUCUUAACCGUGCACAAA